AUGAAGACUGUCCUUCAGCCAGAUAAGCACUCCCACAAACUCAUCCUCUCAUCUCAGCAACCCGUCCCUACCCCCAGCCAUCCUCAAGACGUCCUCGUCAAAGUUCACGCUACCUGUCCCUGCAAGGGCGAACUCGACUGGGCCCUCUGGGCACCCGAGUUCAUCGGUGACAAGAUCCCCAUUCCCGGCCAAGACCUUGCAGGGACAGUCGUCUCAGCCCCAGAGAACAGCGGCUUCAAGCCCGACGACGAAGUCUACGCUCGUAUUGAAGCAAACCGCCCUGGUGCAGCUGCAGAAUAUGUCCUCGCCCGGGUCUCUGAGCUUGCGAUUAGACCUAAGAACUUGACUUGGGCUGAAACUGCGGCGAGUCCUAUUAGUGCACUUACUGCAUAUCAGGGAUUGUUCACAAGGGGAGGUUUGGAUCCCAAGGCACUUGCGGGAGAUGAAGCUGCGCGGGAGAAGAACGGCAAGGUCCGAGUUCUUAUCAACGGUUCUGCUGGGGGAGUGGGCAGCUGGGCUGUACAGCUCGCUCGCCUGGCUGGAGUCAAGACUAUUGCGGGAGUUGUUGGAACACAGAAUAUCGAUUUCGUUCGGCAACUUGGUGCGACUGAGACCAUCGACUACAAGAAGCAGAGUAUUGGAGAGUGGGCUACCCAAGAUCCCUCAUCUCGACAAUUCGACCUUGUCUUUGAUUGUAUUGGCUUGCCUUCUCUAUCUCAGACGUGGUAUGCAGUUCGGGAGGGAGGAACACUUGUCAGUGUCUGUGCUCCACCGGAGCAGAAUCGUCCGGAAGAUGUCAAGAAGGAGGUCAACAGCAUCUUCUUUGUCAUUGACCCGGUCGGCAAGGAUCUAGAAGUCAUCACCAAACUUCUGGAGGCUGGCCAGAUUAAGCCGCACAUCGAUAGCGUGGUUGGUCUCGACGACUUUGAAGAGGCUUGGGAGAAGGUUGAGUCGGGUAGAACUAAGGGAAAGGUUGUCGUUAUGGUGAUGAAGGACGAAUAG
Fusarium fujikuroi IMI 58289 is the source of this 1002-nucleotide messenger RNA. RefSeq names its product related to zinc-binding oxidoreductase. The transcript has a single exon. Bases 1 to 1002 code for a protein of 333 amino acids. Gene Ontology annotation, molecular function: oxidoreductase activity. Lineage: Eukaryota; Fungi; Ascomycota; Sordariomycetes; Hypocreales; Nectriaceae. The record is from RefSeq and is a predicted model, not a curated record.